AUGAGAAGAAAGAGGGUAUUAGAAGAAUCAAAAAAGACACUGGAAGAUGAGCAAACUCAAAAAGAUCAGUUGCUGGGACUAAUUUAUACUUUAGACGCUUUUGGACUUAAGUUUGAUGAAUAUAUUGGUGAAAUUGCCGAAGAAAACAGUCCGUCAGUGCUGAAUAAAUUAGGAGAAAAAUGGACUGAGUAUUUGCGCCAGCAGGAAAUAUCUAAUGAGGAAAUGCCAGCGGGAAAAAGAAAAAAAGACUUGCUGGCAGCAAUAGAAAAAAGAAAGAGUGCGAUAGAAAAAGGUGAACUCGCCAAAACUAAAACUGAAGCAGAAAAAAUAGCUGAAGCCAGAAACGAAGCAGACGGUCUGAAAAAGAGAAUAAGGAAUUUUCAAGAAGAGUUAAAAAGACGAAAUAUCACUUCUGAAGAAAAUAAUUGA
Messenger RNA from Paraglomus occultum, 429 nucleotides. The record is from the annotation of a GenBank genome assembly. Lineage: Eukaryota; Fungi; Glomeromycota; Glomeromycetes; Paraglomerales; Paraglomeraceae.